Molecule: messenger RNA, 835 nt
Organism: Schistosoma haematobium
Lineage: Eukaryota; Metazoa; Platyhelminthes; Trematoda; Strigeidida; Schistosomatidae
Exons: 2
Coding region: 1-312 (103 amino acids)
Source: RefSeq, a predicted model, not a curated record
AUGGUUGAGAGUCAUUGUUCAAUGUUAUUGAAAUGGAUUUAUAGAGGUUUAUUAUUCGUUAUUUUAAUCAAUAUAAUUGUAAUUCCAAUAUAUGGUGGAAUUUUAUCAUUUUGUUCAGAACCUGAAACAGUAUGUACAGUAUUUCGUCCAUGCUGUGGAAGAGAUUGGGUAUGUAAUCGUAAAAGUUCUGCCACUGGCAAAUGUGUUCAAUGUGCACAAGCUAAUAGUCCAUGUAUUCAUGCAAAUGAUUGUUGUCGAGGUGCAUGUAUAAAAGGUUCAUGCAAAUUGAUGAGUUUCUUUGGUGAGGAGUGAAAAAAAAACACAGUUGAUUACAGAUUAGAUUUAUUUCUUCAAAAUAUCAUAUUUAUGGAUAAUAAUAAAAAAAUACAUUUCUAUAUACAUAGUACUUUGUUUUACUUUAUCAAUCUUCAGUAAAAUGAUUUGAUGAUAUAAACUAUUCUAAAAUUCAAUUGUAUCCAACUACAAUUCAUUAUCACUUACAAUAUUUAAUCAUAAACAGUCAAUUUGAUAUAAUUUAACCAGAAUAUUAAAUCAGUCAUUUCAUUACAGUGAUACCGUUUUUUCGGGUAGUGCUUUCUAGGAUAGCAACGUUCAACAUUCAAAAUUUAGAAACGUGUAAGAAAUGUAACCAUUGAAAGUUUAAUAUAUUCUUUACUAACAUUAUCUAAUUCAAUGUGAUUUGGUUCUUAUUUUAAAUUGACUUAUUAAAUAGUCAUCGUUUAUAGCUAAAUUUAUUGUCAUUCUGUUGAAAAUAUAGUUAUCAGUAUAGAGUUGUGGAGAUUACUAAGUUUUUGAUUGAGAUCAUGAAUCGAUU